UAUUAAAAAAACAAGAAAAAAAAAACAGAGAGAUUGUAAGUACAAACCAACCCAACAUUUUGGUGGCUACCGACCGCUAUGCCAUUGGUGUAACUGAAACAACAACUUCCUUUUCUCACUAAACUCAACUCCCAACUCCGACCUCAUCAUCUUCAUCACCACGGCUCAAUGGAUAGCAUUGUUGAUUCUCUAAAUACUGCAUACCAAGAUUUUGUUGCUGCAGCAGCAACUGUUCUUGAAGCCAAAGAAAGUGCAACCCCGAAUAAAACAGCAGCAACCGAUACCGCUCUUGAAAGCUUUAAGCAAAAGUGGGAAUUGUUUAGAGUAGCGUGUGAUCAAGCCGAGGAGUAUGUGGAGUCUGUCAAGCAAAGGAUUGGAUCAGAGUGUUUAGUUGACGAGGCUACCGGGCAUGUGGCAGGAAAGGUUGGACAAGCUACCAUGACUAGUCUUCCACCGAUCAGUGCGGUUCGCUUGGAACAGAUGAGUAAAGCGGUUCGUUGGCUUGUGAUUGAAUUGCAGCAUGGCUCUGGAGCUGGUUCUUCUAGUUCAGCUCUUUCGCAUCCCUCAGCCCCUUUUGAUGCCAGGUUUUCUGAAGAUUCUGCUCAGUAGCAUUUUUUUUUAACUGAUUAUUAUAUGUCUGUUUCGGAUUUAGUUGUUCCAAGAUUGCGUUACGGUUUUUUCUGAUUAAGUUGUUUUCUAUGUAGUAAGUAGCUGUAUUUUAAAGUAUGUAACUUAUGUGCAAUGUGCAUGACACAAUACUACUGGUGUUUUACUGUUAUGUAGUUCAUAAAAUUACUAUAACUGAUAA
This is a messenger RNA of Vicia villosa (hairy vetch), 808 nucleotides long. RefSeq names its product mediator of RNA polymerase II transcription subunit 32. Lineage: Eukaryota; Viridiplantae; Streptophyta; Magnoliopsida; Fabales; Fabaceae. Gene Ontology annotation, cellular component: mediator complex. Gene Ontology annotation, biological process: regulation of DNA-templated transcription; cold acclimation; leaf senescence. Bases 169 to 609 code for a protein of 146 amino acids. The transcript is spliced from 2 exons. The record is from RefSeq and is a predicted model, not a curated record.